Messenger RNA from Geodia barretti, 573 nucleotides. The record is from the annotation of a GenBank genome assembly. Lineage: Eukaryota; Metazoa; Porifera; Demospongiae; Tetractinellida; Geodiidae.
AUGGUGCUGGCACGCAACGAGAACUACUGGGGCAAGCAUGCCUACCUGGACAACGUCGUGUUGAAUCUCGCGGGCGGAGUCUCGAUGGCGAUGUACGAGAAUGACGAGAUUGACAUUACCGGUGUGGGCCUGGCCGAUCUGACCAGAGUUCAGGACCCAACCGAGGAGUUGAACAAGGACCUGGUCCGGGUCCCUCCGCACUUCAGUAUCUCUUACGUCGGAUUCAACAUCACCGAACCGCCGUUCGACGACCCCAAAUUCCGUCAGGCGCUCAACUACGCCGUCGACAAGCAGCUCAUCUCUGAACAGGUCUACUCGGACCUCGUGAUGCCCGCCUAUGGCAUUCUGCCUCCGGGCUUCCCUGGCUACUCCGACGAGGUCGAAGGCAUCGGGUAUGACCCUGAAAAAGGCAAAGCAGCUACUUGCAGAGUCGAAGACUUCAUCGACAUCCUGUUCUACUCGGAAAGCUCCGGCAACCACGGCAAAUACAGUAACCAGGAAGUCGACAGACGAGUCGAGCAGGCGAGGACGGAGCAGGACAUCAUCCGACGCGUGAGUGUGACACGACGCUGA